AUGAGACCUGCCGCCAUUAUUUCCGUAAUUCCUACGCUCGCAGCUGGCUUCAACUUUCAAAGGAGGAGUCCAAUUAAUUAUGAGGGCUACCAGGUUCUCCGAGUGAAAACCCUCAACCAAUUGGCAACCGUGCAAGCCAAACUUGCUACGAUUCCUCAUCACAAAUGGAACCACGAUGUGGAUACUCAUAUUGACAUCGUCAUUUCGCCAGACCAAGUCAAUAUUGUUGAGUCACUUGGGCUAGAUUACCGCAUCAUGCACAGUGACCUCGGCGAGUCAAUCGCCGCCGAAUCCCAAGUUCGCACCGCAUAUAAGCGCGACAUCGACGAUCUUGCGUGGUUCGACUCGUACCACUCGUAUAAGGACCAUGUCCAAUACUUCACCGACCUCCACGAAGCCUUUCCAGGAAACUCUGAGCUGGUGUAUUCGGGGCGGUCGUUCGAGAAUCGGACAAUUCACGGAAUCCAUCUCUUCGGCGAUGAGGGUCCGGGAAAGCCCGCUGUACUCUACCACGGUACUGUUCACGCAAGAGAGUGGAUUGCAGCUCCUAUGGUAAGUCAGACCUUGCAGUCCUUUCAACAAAGAGCCUACGAACUCAUACCGGAACCAGGCUUCACAUUCUCCCAGGAGGUCGACCGUCUCUGGCGCAAGACACGCACGCCCCCACCUCUGAAUUCAACUUGCUACGGAACCGACAUCAAUAGAAAUUGGGAGUACGGAUGGGAUGCAAAUCCGUUUGGCGCUUCUACCAACCCGUGUGCCCAAUCCUACCGCGGCCAGAAGCCUUCCGACACCAUCGAAAACCAAGGCCUAGAUGCUUACGUUCGCAAGCUGCGCGAUACCAGCGGUAUCAAACUGUACAUUGACUGGCACAGUUACGGCCAGUAUAUUCUUUCACCCUUCGGUUCCAAGGAGACGUGGUAUGCUCCCGAGCUCGGCAAGUGGACCAAGACUGCUUCGGUGCUCAGCGAGGUCAUCCGUGACAGCUCCGAGAGACGUACUACUUUCACAUUUGGGCCCAGCGGUGCUACCCUCUAUACCACCACAGGGGCAGCACCUGACCAUGUUUAUGCAAUUGGCGGCGCGGACUUUUCCUACACCAUUGAGCUUCCUGAUACAGGCGAUUUCGGCUUUGUCUUACCUCCCGAUCGCAUUCUUGGCGCCGCGGAGGAGCAGUGGGAAGGACAGCAGGUACUGUAUACUUUGUUGGACGAGGUGUUUUUUGAUGGAAUAGGAGCUGUCUAA
Messenger RNA from Colletotrichum tamarilloi, 1245 nucleotides. Its product is annotated as zinc carboxypeptidase. Gene Ontology annotation, biological process: proteolysis. The transcript is spliced from 3 exons. NCBI's taxonomy places the organism in Eukaryota, Fungi, Ascomycota, Sordariomycetes, Glomerellales, Glomerellaceae. Gene Ontology annotation, molecular function: zinc ion binding; metallocarboxypeptidase activity. The coding region runs from base 1 to 1245 and encodes 414 amino acids. The record is from RefSeq and is a predicted model, not a curated record.